AUGACAGCUUGCAAAUUGAGUAAGCAAGCUAGGUUGCACCGAAAUUUAGUGAAAGGCUUCCUGCGGAAUGCACGUUAUAUGCUGGCGGAGAAUGGAGAAGCUCACGUGACCCACAAGACUGCCCAUCCAUUUGAUAGGUGGGAGAUUGAGAAGCUAGCAGAGGAUGUUGGUAUGUACUUGAUUGAAAAGUCCCCUUUCUUUUCAUGGGACUAUCUAGGAUACAGUAAUAAGAGAGGAGAUGGGGUCAGCGCGGAUGAUAGUUUUCCUGUUGGAGCUUGCAGUACUUUUAAAUUUGGUAGGAUUUACCUUAGGAGAACGAGAGCCAUGGUUUUUGACACUCUUGUCCUGUUUUCUGGUUUUGGUGGUUAG
This is a messenger RNA of Dovyalis caffra, 369 nucleotides long. NCBI's taxonomy places the organism in Eukaryota, Viridiplantae, Streptophyta, Magnoliopsida, Malpighiales, Salicaceae. The record is from the annotation of a GenBank genome assembly.